This is a messenger RNA of Yarrowia lipolytica CLIB122, 1125 nucleotides long. RefSeq lists its product as uncharacterized. The record is from RefSeq and is a predicted model, not a curated record. Lineage: Eukaryota; Fungi; Ascomycota; Dipodascomycetes; Dipodascales. Gene Ontology annotation, biological process: protein modification process; protein catabolic process. Gene Ontology annotation, molecular function: protein-N-terminal asparagine amidohydrolase activity; protein-N-terminal glutamine amidohydrolase activity.
AUGGCCACUACCGCGCGAACCACCACGCCUCUCAAUCUCCAGAUCGGCUGUUUGCAGCUCAAGCCCGAGAUCGGGGAAGUCGACAAGAACAUGGGAGUGGCCAACGAGCUCAUCGACCGGUACUACGCCACUGCCAAGAAGGACGAUAAGACCCCCAAGAUUGAUAUCUUGAUGCUCCCCGAAAUGUCAUUCACAGGUUACAACUUCGAGAGCCCCGAGAACCUCAAGCCAUUCCGAGAAGAAACGGAGUCGUCCAAGUCGAUCGAAUGGGCUAGAGAGUGCGCCAAGAAGAUCGACGGCCACGUGCUGGUCGGAUACCCCGAGUUUAGCCCUCAAGACGAUGCGACCUACAACUCUGUGUCCAUGGUGUCUCCCAAGGGUGAUAUCCUCUUCACCUACCGAAAGUCGUUCCUGUACACCGCCGACGAGGCAAUGGGCAUGAGCGAGUCUCCCGACGGCUUCCAGACAUACGGACCCUUCCCUUCUCUGUCUCAGGACAUCCCUCUCAAGUUCCAGGUGGGAAUUUGCAUGGAUAUCAACCCCUACAAGUUUGAGUCUGCUCCUUCGGAGUACGAGUUUGGCAAUUCAGUCAAGAAGAACAAGGUACCUCUGGUGCUGCUCCCAAUGGCCUGGACUCACUCCAAGUCUCCCUCCCUAGUGCCCGUCAAGUCCUCCGACAAGAUCCCUAUGACUGAGGAGCAGGAGAAGACCCACAGCGAGCUCCGAAACGCCAUUGUGCAUAAGUGCACCAUGCUGCACGGCAAGUCCACCUUUGAUGGACUCAUCACCGAGCCCAAGGAGAUCCCCAAGUACAAGAACGAGGAUCUGGCCACUUUCCACGACUACACUGCCGAUGUCGACAACAAACUGCCUUUGGUGGACACCCUGCAGUACUGGAUCGAGCGUCUGCAGCCCGUGUGGAACCAGAACACGGACGUGGACUUCCCGGUGACCAUGGUGACUGCCAACAGAGUUGGAUUCGAGCAGGGAGACGUCCUGUACGCUGGCUCGUCCAUGUGCGCGGUUAUGGAUCCUCUUCAGCAGAAGAUUUUUCUGCGAGGAGCUCUCUCAGCCGCUGAUGAGGGUCUCAUGGUGUUCAAUGUUGAUUUGAGCGUUCCCAACUAA